AACCCUCUCUUUCUCUCUCUCUCUCUCUCUCUAAUCUUCUUCCGUUAUAUUCUCAAGAAUUAUUUAACUGUUUCUUCUUCAUCAUCUUCAUCCUUUAUAUAUAUAUAAUAUAUAUAUAUAUAUAUUCUCUCUUUGAUUUCCAAUCCCAUUUCAUAAUUUUUUUUGAAAAAUUAUUCUUUGUAAUAAUUUCGUGAGAGAAAAUACAGAGAGGGAAGGAAUCGGUUUGUGUAACGAUGCAAUCAGGUUUUACCGGCGGUGGAGCUCCGGAUUUCUAUACCGCCGGCAGAUCCAUGUCUUCCAACCCUUCUCAACAAAAUGCUUACAGAUCCCAACUCUCUGGGGGUUCUUUCAUAGAUCCUGCCGCUACUCAGAUCGCUCGUCAAAUCCCUUCUUCCCUUCUGGGAAAGCGGAAUCUUGCCGAUCUUCACUCUCACAAUCAACAUAAUCAUCACAAUCUUCCUCUCAAUAACUUGUUUCUCCGGUCUGUCAAACCCAGGGCCUUCAAUCAUCCCAUUUCUUCACUUUCUAAUUUGGAUUUUUACUCCACUAUGACUUUGCCGUCGCCGGAUGUUCAGGCUCACCGUCUUUAUGGCACGAGUUCUGGAGCGCUUCUUCAGCAGCUUCGUCAACAGCCUAACGGUGGGAUUCCGGUCAGGGAUUUGCAGAGUCUGGAGUCGGAGAAGAAGAUGAUGAACCAUCGGCUUCAGGAGUUGGAGAAAGAGCUUCUUGAGGAUAACGAUGAUGACGAUGGGAGUGACGCUGUUUCUGUGAUUACGAGCUCCAAUAGCGCAUGGUGUGAGACGAUUUAUAAUCUGAUCAGUCCGAAUCCGAGUCCCACGGCCCAGAAUCCGAGCCCGACUUCCUCUGCUUCUUCUUCUUGUUCUUCGUCUACCUCCUCCUCUGUUGCGUCUCCGGCUUCCGAUUCUUGGAAACAGUCUGUAAUCGAGGCCGCUACUGCGAUUUCCGAUGGGAAAUUAGAAGGACUUGAUGAGAUUCUUGCGCCGGUUGUUAAGAUUUCGAAUGCGAGAGGUAACUCUGUACAGAGAUUGGCAGAGUAUAUGGUUUUGGCUCUCAAAUCGCGGGUGAAUCCGGUGGAAUUUCCGCCGCCGGUGGUGGAGAUUUACGGCGAUGAGCACUCGGCAGCCACUCAGUUGCUGUAUGAUGUUUCUCCUUGCUUCAAGCUCGCUUUCAUGGCAGCGAAUCUCGCGAUUCUAGAGGCGAUUGGGGAAGAGGAUCGGAAAUUGCACGUUGUGGAUUUCGAUAUAGGAAAAGGCGGUCAGUACAUGAACCUAAUCCAUCUUCUCUCCGGUCGCCAGAAAGGGAAGGUCACCGUGAAGCUAACGGCGGUAGUGACAGAAAACGGCGGCGACGAGAGUUUAAAACUAGUCGGCGAGUCGCUGACUCAGCUCGCGAACGAACUCGGGGUUGGGUUCAAUUUCAACAUCGUGAGACACAAACUCGCUGAGUUAACACGCGAGUCCCUCGGCUGCGAGUUGGACGAAUCACUGGCCGUAAAUUUCGCAUUCAAGUUAUAUCGGAUGCCAGACGAGAGCGUGUCAACAGAAAAUCCCCGCGACGAGCUCCUCCGCCGUGUCAAGUCAUUAGCACCCACAGUGGUGACGGUAAUGGAGCAAGAAUUGAACAUGAACACCGCACCCUUCGUAGCACGGGUGACCGAGUCCUGCACCUACUACAGUUCGCUCUUUGACUCCAUCGACUCAACCGUGCAACGACAUCAUUCAGACAGGGUCAAGGUGGAAGAAGGACUCGGUCGCAAGCUAGCCAAUUCCUUAGCUUGUGAGGGUAGAGACCGAGUGGAAAGAUGCGAGGUUUCGGGGAAGUGGCGUGCCAGGAUGGGAAUGGCUGGGUUCGAAGCGAGGUCGAUGAGUCAAACGGUUGCGGAGUCGAUGAAAACCCGGCUGAGUUCAGGUUACCGAGUGAACCCAGGGUUCACCGUGAAAGAAGAAAACGGAGGAAUAUGCUUCGGUUGGAUGGGACGGACUCUUACCGUCACAACGGCGUGGCGUUAGUUAAUAACCUCACUCAUUGUUAUUGCUAUGUUUUUUUUUCUCUUUUUUUUUUUUCUUUUUUUUUAAUUUUUAAUAUUACCUAAUUUCCAAAAGUAUUAUUAAUAUCAAUAUUAAUAUUAACAUUUUCCCGAGAAAAUGGAAAGGAAAAUGCUACCGAGAGAGAGAGAGAGAGAGAAAGAGAGAGAGGGUAGUGUUUGGAUUCCAAGAAAAUUCUUGUAAUGUAAAAUUAAAAAAAAAAAAAAGAAGAAAAAAAGAAAAAGAAAAGAAGAGAAAAAAAUUGAUAAAUAUAUUUUCCUAAUUUUGGGGUGUGUGAAAGGGGAAGUUUGGUGAAGUGCCAACUUGUUGUAGUGUGGAUUCCCCUCUCAAAUUACCAAACUCAAUGGGCCCUUUUUCUUCCUAAUUCUUAUUUUUAUUAUAUCAUAUAAAAAAUAUAUUUGUGAAGGA
Messenger RNA from Cucumis sativus (cucumber), 2474 nucleotides. Its product is annotated as scarecrow-like protein 8. The record is from RefSeq and is a predicted model, not a curated record. Gene Ontology annotation, cellular component: nucleus. Bases 234 to 2030 code for a protein of 598 amino acids. Gene Ontology annotation, biological process: regulation of DNA-templated transcription. The transcript has a single exon. Gene Ontology annotation, molecular function: sequence-specific DNA binding; DNA-binding transcription factor activity. NCBI's taxonomy places the organism in Eukaryota, Viridiplantae, Streptophyta, Magnoliopsida, Cucurbitales, Cucurbitaceae.